AUGGAGACCAACAGGCCGACCGCCCCCUCACUGCCCAUGCUUAGCAUGUCGAAUCUCCACUCCCCGGAUGAGCCGCCACCCUUCACCGCUGCUCAAACGAACGAAUCGACGACCGCGAUCAUGCCCGCGCCUCGCCCUCACUCCAUGGCAAUUUCAUCGCAUACGCUCAUACCCGAAGAUAUGAACUCGAUGAGCAUGGAUAUGCCGACGAAUGGGAUGGAGGAUGCGCCGUUCUUCUCGGAGAACUACUUCACGACGCAGAACCCCGCUACACGCGGACUACGAAUGACGUACAUCAAAAUACUGGGUAUCCUGAGCGCGGUCCUACUCGUAUACAUGAUGGGUGUUCUGUCGAUCUACUGGGGUGCUCUCUAUUCGUCGCCUCAACAGGCGCACAAGCUCGACGCGUGGAUCAUCGAUAGUGACGGCGGCAUAGUGGGCCAAGCUAUCACACAGGCGUUCUUGAACUUCACUGGCCCAAGUACAUCCUUGAACUAUGUGGUCGCGCAACCGGCUCGCACGGACCCGGCCGCUCUGGAGGACUACCUAGUGAACCAAGAACGAGCAUGGCUGAUCAUCCAGAUCAACGCCGGCGCAUCAGCAAAUCUGACCGCUGCCGCCCAAUCAGCCGAUGCUACAUACAACGGGUCACUCGCAGUCACACUGUAUGGAGAUGAAGCCCGAAACGAGGAUGCAUACGAUACGGUGAUCCUCCCGCAGGCGCAAGGAAUCUUACAACAGACCGUCGAGCAGUUCGCAGCACAAUACGUCGCUCAGCUGCCCGGGCAGGGCGUCAAUGUAACGGCGCUAGCUGCACAGGCGCCGUCAAUACUCACACUGCCCAUCGGUUUCACCGAGCGUAAUCUACGCCCAUUCGAUGUUCCCGUCGCUACCGCCGUGGAGUUCGUCGGAUUGAUCUACUUGUUGGUCAUCAGCUUCAUUCUCUCGUUGAUCCACUGGGGAGCGCGUGUUGAGGCUACGCACCUCGAGGACCACCUCUCGUUCACGUCGCUCAUCGCGGCGCGCAUCGUCAACCCCUUUAUCAUCUACUUCUUCAUGACGCUCUUCUACGCCCUCAUCUCUCGCGGAUUCCAGGCGCCCUUCAGCCGCUUCUACGGUCCUGCUGGUUUCCUCAUCUACUGGAUGAUGUGCUGGAUGGGCAUGUCCGCGCUUGGGUUCGCGACGGAGUCCGUCAUCACGCUCACCACGCCGCGACUCAUCCCCUUCUUCUUGUUGAUCUGGAUUAUCAGCAACGUAUCCACCGCGCUAUUGCCCAUCGAUCUCCUGCCGGGCUUCUAUCGGUAUGGCUACGCCAUGCCAUUCUACAACGUCUCGCGCACAGUCCGCGCUCUUAUCUUUGGCACUCGCAACCAAAUUGGCUUGAACUUCGGUGUACAGUUUGCUUGGAUCGGUGUUUCUAUCAUUGGCAUCGUGAUCUUCCAGUGGAGACGCUUCACUGCCGCCAAGGCGGCAAGAGAUAAGAUGCUUGCUAUGGGAAAGGUCGUAUAA
Molecule: messenger RNA, 1509 nt
Organism: Peniophora sp. CBMAI 1063
Lineage: Eukaryota; Fungi; Basidiomycota; Agaricomycetes; Russulales; Peniophoraceae
Source: the annotation of a GenBank genome assembly